Messenger RNA from Melampsora larici-populina 98AG31, 1623 nucleotides. RefSeq lists its product as uncharacterized. The coding region runs from base 1 to 1623 and encodes 540 amino acids. The record is from RefSeq and is a predicted model, not a curated record. NCBI's taxonomy places the organism in Eukaryota, Fungi, Basidiomycota, Pucciniomycetes, Pucciniales, Melampsoraceae. The transcript is spliced from 5 exons.
AUGGCUCCAGGUACUCGCAAAAGCACACGCUUCAACGCCACUACCGACUCCAAUUCAGCAUUACCAGCAGCUAAGCGCCCACAUCGUCAGGAGUCUUGCACAGCAUCAGCCAUCACAAAUGUGAAUCAUCUACCGACACCCUCUGCUACUCAGCAACAACAACUCCAAUCAAAUCAGACUCAACCGGUGCCCGAUAGCCAAGAUACUGAUCUAGAUAUUAAUGAAAUAACUCUACAAAACUAUCAUCAAGUGAAAAAAUUCUGGCCUCUCGGACGCAUCAAAGAACAACUCGAUCGCCAAAAAUUGUCUAACCACCAGUUGAGCGCGGCAGUUCUUGCUGAAGGAAAGGCAGUUCUGGAACAGUUAGAAAUAACCCUUCACAUGAUUGCAAUGGUUUCUAACAUCAAUAUUGUCACGCUCAAACGUUCCUUGGGUCUUACUGGUGGCACAGCACAUGCCGAUAAUCCUUGGCAUAGGUGGCUAAGCUUUGCAAUCGAUGCCAACAAGUUUCCAAUGCCUACUCAAGGAGAUCCCAAUGCCUUGGCUGUUCUAGCAGCUCGCAACAGAGCCAACAAAGGCACUUAUGAUGCUCUCAGCCCCGACCAACUUGCGGUUUUCAAAUCGCCAACUUUCUUCGCUCUUGGUGGCUACCCCGACUAUUCAGCCAUUGCUUUCCCUGAGGAUGGCUCCGACAACGAUUCCUUGGUUCUGGUUCCCGAAGUGCCCAAACUGAGCGAAGAGGACGAACUUCAUUACCGGCCUAUCUACAAAAAACUAGUUAACACAAAGAAAGUCGCCAGAGAUCGAGAGCUGUUGACACCUGCUUCCUCUGCUGCUAAGGAGGAGAAACGUUCUCUCACAAGUUUCAAGAAGAUAGCACAACAGCUUGAACGUGAUCAUCAAAUGUUUGGAAUAGAUUAUUAUCUCAUUGCAUGUAGCAGCUAUACUGGCGGCGAAGGAUGGUGUCGAGAACAUAGUAGCAGGGAAGAGAUCAUUCAGUGGGUUUCUGAUAAGGCAGAUUUACAACGAGUUUUUCCUAUUUAUUGUCAACACGGAUCAAUAGUUGAAGAUGUUCAAGCCAUUGCUGCUAAGAAAAGUGGAACUGUUCCUGAAAAGCAGGCAUCAAACAAUCAAUCAGACAUUGAUAAGAAGGAUUUGGGUGGGCGGCUAAAUGAGCUCGUUUUCAACCUCGUUGGAGAACGUCAUUACAAGCCUUUUCCUCGCACACCCAAUCCAAUUGCUUCACUCAAAGAACGCAACCUGAAAGUUGAACGUCCCGCCAAUUCUGCCAUGUCCAACGAAGACUUCGACAAGGGUUUCACAGCCAUGAACGCCAAGGCUCGCCGUAAUUGGCUCAGUGAUUUGAAGAACGGCAAGUUUAUCCUCUUGAAGGAAGUUGAAGCGCAAGCGAGCCCAUCUGGACCUCAAAUGACCGAACACCAACCUCAACCAAGUGAAACUCGAACCACAGAAGAUCAGCCACCUACGUCUGAACUUCAAGAUCCCCAAACUGGUAGUUCUCAAAUUCCUCAAGUCAUUGAAAGCUCCGGACAAACAAGCGAACAACAAACAUCGGGGACGGGUGCAGCUCAAGUUACUGGUGCUACAUGUGAUCUUGCCUGA